This is a messenger RNA of Aptenodytes forsteri (emperor penguin), 1071 nucleotides long. It is a transcript of the gene SNTB2, whose product is annotated as syntrophin beta 2. NCBI's taxonomy places the organism in Eukaryota, Metazoa, Chordata, Aves, Sphenisciformes, Spheniscidae. Gene Ontology annotation, molecular function: structural molecule activity. Gene Ontology annotation, cellular component: dystrophin-associated glycoprotein complex; intracellular anatomical structure; synapse. The transcript is spliced from 5 exons. The record is from RefSeq and is a predicted model, not a curated record.
AUGACUGGCCGAGAGCAGGACCUGGGCCCCGCCGCCACCGUCGUUCCCGCUCCGGCAAAGUGCCGGUGGGCCGGCUGGCCUGGCUGCGGUGCGGUGUUGUGCCAGCUCCGCGGAUGCCCACGGGACCGCGGGGUCCGGCAGCGGCAUGACUGGCCGAGAGCAGGACCUGGGCCCCGCCGCCACCGUCGUUCCCGGUCCGGCAAAGUGCCGGUGGGCCGGCUGGCCUGGCUGCGGCUGAUCGAGCUGCACUCGCCGGACAGCAGGAACACCCUGAUCCUGCGCUGCAAGGACACGGCGACGGCGCACUCCUGGUUCACGGCCCUGCACGCCAACAUCACCGCCCUGCUCCCCCAGGUCCUGGCCGAGCUCAACGCCAUGCUGGGCACCGGCGGCGGCGCCGCGGCCGGCGGCAAGGAGGUGAAGCACAUUGCCUGGCUGGCUGAGCAGGUACGUGCUGCUGGGGAUUGUGCUGAAGGUGCUGCUCUGGGGAUGGGCACUGCCUGGCACCGUCCCCGGGGACAGCAGCGCUGACAGGGCUGUGGUUGCAGCCGCGCAGUUGCCGGAGAGCCCUGCCACCAGCCUGGGCUUUCCCCCCCCAGGCUGGUCCACUCGGGCUCGGGCCGCCGCUCGCCCGCCCUGGGCUCAGAGCUCACCUUUGCCACCCGGACGGGCUCUCGCCAGGGCGUGGAGAUGCAUGUCUUCCGUGUGGAGACCCACCGGGACCUCUCCUCCUGGACGCGCGUUCUCGUGCAAGGCUGCCACGCCGCCGCCGAGCUGAUCAAGGAGGUGUCUGCAGGCUGCACGCUGGGCGGGCAGGAGGUGCAGCUCUCCAUCCACUACGAGGGCGGCUUCACCAUCUGCCGGGAGGAGCCGGGCGGCAGCGUCCUCUUCCGCUACCCCUACGAGAGGCUGAAGAUGUCGGCGGACGACGGCAUCAGGACCCUCUACCUGGACUUCGGGGGCCCCGAGGGGGAGCUGGCGCUGGACCUGCACUCCUGCCCCAAGCCCAUCGUCUUUGUCCUGCACACCUUCCUCUCGGCCAAAGUCACCCGCAUGGGGCUGCUGGCAUAG